GUGGGUGCUGCCAAGAUGCACCGCACCUGUGUCUGCCUCCUCCUCCCACCUCACACUCCACCUCUCCUCUCCUUUUCUAGAUGGAGCCACUGAUAGAGCCCCUGUUCUCUCUUCUCCAGGAGCCUAGGAAGAGUGAUAUUGCAGGCUAUACAGGGAACUGCAUUUUGAGUGACAAUGAGGAAGGGAGAGGCAUCCCCGAAGACAUUACGCAAGAAGUACUGCCUCAGCUACCUGAAGCCCACAGCCCAGACAGGGGGGCAGCCACUCCGCGAAGGCAGCAGAAGGCAGCCUGCAAUAAACCCCCUCACCAAAAAAGAGGUUCCAAGAAACUUGCCCUCAUUGCUGAUGGCCAGAAACUGCACACAGAAGAGAAACCCUACAAGUGUACAGAAUGUGGGAAGGGCUUUAAGGGAUGCUCCAGGCUCCUGAAUCACCUGCAAACCCACAGGAGAGAAAAAACGUUUGAGUGUGUAGAAUGUGGGAAGAGCUUUAGCAGGAAGGCCAACCUGGUGGUGCACCAGAGAAUCCAUACAGGGGAGAGGCCCUACAAGUGCAAGGAAUGUGAGAAAACUUUUAGCCGUACCUCAAACCUUAUUGCUCACCGCAAAACCCAUGUGAAAAAGAAAAACUUUUCCUGUACGAUGUGCAGGAAAAGCUUCAGUAGAAGCACAGCUCUCUUACAGCAUCAGAGAGUCCACAUGGAUGAGAAGCCCUAUAGGUGUACCGAGUGUGGAAAUAGCUUCCAUCUGUGCUCAAACUUUGUCAAACAUCAACGGAUUCAUUUGAGAGAGAGACCCAGUGAACAUACAGCAGAUGCAAACCAUUCUGAAUUUCCUUCUUUGCAUCAUAAAGAAGAGCAAAGGUGUGGUGCAGAGAAACGUGAGACGGAUCACUUGAAUCUUGUUCUUGAAGAGUUGAAGAAAAUGAGGGAAAAUAUGGAUAUGCUGCUUCUGAAUCAGCAAAGUCAGCUGCAAGUCCUGCAAGAAAUUCAGAAACAACUGAAUAUACUCCUCCCAGGCAAUGAUCUCAUUAAUUCAAAUGUCUAUAGUUUAGGACUUCUACUAGGACGGCAGGCAGCUGCAGCGGCGUCUCUUUCUUUUCCUCUUCUUAAUCCCAGCAGUCUCCUCCCUGAAAAUACUAGUCUCUUAUCCCGGUCAUCUGCUCCUGGAAUUCUGCCUACCACUCAGCUCCCAAUCCCUCAAUAUCCUGCAGCUUCUACAACUUGAUCAGCUUUGUGCCGUAAAUGUAUCCAAUGUAAACAAAUGUGACUACUGUUUUCUCACUCAAACCUGUGAUCUCUGUGUUGGAAUGUUGUAAUUGUAGUACCUGUGAAGAUGCUGACCACAGCACUCAGGCUUGGAAAGAUACAUGCCUUGGAUGCAUCAGCAAACAGCAGUUGAUCAAAUCCACUGCCUAUUCAUUUGUUUCGGCAUGCAGGCAUUUUGGCCAGUAAUGUAUUUUGUCAAGGCAGCUCAAGAGAUCUUUAUCACCGGGGUGUAGUUAAAUGGAACAUCCAUACAUAAGAUAAUGUGUAAAACUUAAGCAGAUUUUUCUACCUGAUACGUCUUUAACAUGUACUUGUGCAAUUGGACCUCUCCUAAUGAGCUGAAGCUAAUGAUAAAAUCAUCAGAGAUGCUUUAAGCAACUCCUGUUAAGUCUGAUUUAUACAGAGGUAAGCAACACGCUAAUUAAUGUAAAGGUGUUCAAUUUAACUGCACCUCUAUUCCCAGCAUCCAUUUGCAAAAGCUUCCUUCACUCAGGAAGGCUUUAAAUGAGGUGACCUUAGCUGAUUCUUAGGCCAGCAUUGCUACUAAAACUACAAAAAAAUAUUUUCAGUUUUUUUGUUUAAAAUAAACAAAAACCACCACCCCCGCCCCAAACCCCCAACAAAAUACCACCAUUCAGGUCUACCUUGCUUACUAAGAGUUUAUGAGGAAAAGCCAAACUGGUUUAUAGGACACUUGUUCUUUUGUUCAAAGGUGAACCCACUUGAGUCUGUUUUUAGAUAUUCUGUCAUAUCCUAUUUGGAUUAUUACAUGUUGUUGACUGUUAUGUAUUAGUUCAUUGGGGGUAAGUAAUUACCAUUUGGGGAGGAAGACCGAGAAGCUCAGGCGCACCAUCUUGCGAAGUCUUUGGGGGGGAAAAAUGAUUUUAUUCGUGCGCGCACACACACACAGCCCCCCGCCGCCCCGUUCCUGCAGGACUCUGACACAGGGCCUUUUAAGGCUAGUAAGUGCAGAGUUUUAAGAAGUGUUAGUCCUUUCUACCUCCUUGUUUCUAUCAGUGACACAGGCUAGUAGCUGUGUCAGUGCCUUUGAGCUUCAAAAGUGCAAAACAAGCUAACUAUGAUUUACCUUUGAAGAGCUGCUGGGAUAAAGAAAUUUUGGGGCUUGCGCCUAUGCCAAACAGUCUUUCUCUUGA
Messenger RNA from Aquila chrysaetos chrysaetos, 2421 nucleotides. Its product is annotated as zinc finger protein 135-like. The transcript is spliced from 4 exons. The record is from RefSeq and is a predicted model, not a curated record. Gene Ontology annotation, cellular component: nucleus. Bases 81 to 1226 code for a protein of 381 amino acids. NCBI's taxonomy places the organism in Eukaryota, Metazoa, Chordata, Aves, Accipitriformes, Accipitridae.